UGGUCGCGGGCAGCGAGGUGUGUCUGCAGCAGCCGGUGGAGCGCAGGACCUGAUUGCACACACACACACACACGCACUCAUAUAUACAUACACACAGAACCAUACACACACCUGGAUGUGGAGAUAUGUACAACCCUGCAUUUACAAACCGAACCCUACCGCACAUAAACACUCCCAAAAUGAUACACUCCUGAGGAAACUCCCUAGGCAAACGUAUAACAAAAGUGUGGUCGGUCCAUAUACAAAAGCAACACUACACAACCACACGUGCAGACUUUUGAACUUACAAUAGGCAAAGCAAUCGCAAAAGAAAAACCAAGAAAAAAUGACCUCUGCCAAAUUCCGUUGCUUACUGCUGUCGCAGGCAACAUGCUGCUGUCUUUGGACAGCAAGACUGUGAACUCUGCCAUGUCUCUCCCUCCUACCCCCUCUCUGAAAUUCCUCAUCUAGCAAGUCAAAGUGCUGCUGCAAUGUCUUACAGCCUACUGGGAACCUGGUACCAACCCCCCCCACCUGCUAAAUCCAUCUUGGUAUCUAAGUAUUGGUCACUAUUCAAAAUGGCAGCCACUCAUUUGUGAAUACUCAAAAUGAUAAAAAAGAUAACUUAAUUGUUGAAAUACAGAAGAGUCCUAUAAGGGGCGAGGAGAGGGGUGUCGUUUGGGGGGCUAAGCUGCCCUAGAUGCUUAGGUUGGGUCCAUUGGAUCAGUUGUACCUCGUCUUCUAGAACGCAAUGGGGCUAACAAGAUGAACCCUGCUCAGUGAGGAUGUAUUGCAAGGUUUGUUUCCGCUCAAAUCAGGACUACUAUGCAGUCUCCUACACUGUCACAACCCUUUUAAUGACUUUUGAACUGUUGAACCCCCAAUCCCCUCCGAAUGAUGUUUGGCGCUGUCAAGAAGGGCAGCCUGUAUGCAAAAAGGGGAGAUUGAUAUGCCAAUGCACCCUUUCUCAGUAACCAUCGUGUUCUACACACAAGUUGUAUUUUGCUAUUCCUAUGCCAAUAUCAAUUUGUCAGCCCCAGACUUGCUUUUGAUAUCACAGAUCUCAUGUUAAGCACCGUCCAUACUGCUGUCUGCCCUCCUCCCAGCCCCUGAUGCACACACAUGUGUUCACCUUCUCUGCGCUCCAACGUUCUAACCAACACCAAAGAAUGGGUUGAGUUUGGUUGCCCAAGGUUGAGAAAAUCCAUGGCUUUUCAUUAACCGCUAAAGCCAACCGCAUGUUUAUCUGUUUGCUGUGCGUACGUAAGAGCAGUUCUCAGCAAACAAAUCCACUCUGUUGCACAGGGAACGCACUCGGACACUGUCUGAGUUCAGUGCCAUCGAAAGGAGAGCCCAUCGCAAAUUACUUAUGAUGUCAUCUAAAGACGUAAUUUAUUCAUUGUAAGAGAUUGUGAGCAAGUUCAUGCUGACAUUUGGCUUGUCAAUGUUUUCAUCGUUUUUUUUUAAAGUUUGCAUAGACAAUCUGUGACACUGUCUCUUUGUGCUUUGGAAGAACAAUUUAAUGGUUGGCUCUCCCAAUGCGCGAGGUCCCUUGAGCAGUCUGAGCAAUGAAUUUUCCUCUGCAAAUGUGACGCUUCUGUUUGGUUGUAUGUUUGUAUUUAGCUGUUUUUUGACCUUUUCAUACAGGGAGGAGGGUUUAUCGAGUCUUGUUUUUUUAAAGAAAACAUUUUUGCUGCAUUGCUGUUAUUAAUCAAAUGUUUAAGCCUUACUUUUGCUUGGAGAAGUCAGAGUACUGUUCUUAGUCUCUCUCUGUCUCUGUCUCUGUAUCUGUCUCUGUCUCUGUCUCUGUCUCUGUCUCUGUCUCUGUCUCUGUCUCUGUCUCUGUCUCUCUGUCUCUGUCUGUCCGAGUGUUUUCUAUCUAUUACUCUGUGCCUUGUUUGUUUAAUGUGGUCAUGUUGCUUCAAUGCAGUCACCUGAUGUGCUUAGUUCAACAGUAGUCGUCUACAGGAGAACUUUAACACACACCUCAAGAAAAAAAAGGACACUCCCAGAUCAAACACACAUCGCCAGAGUCUGUGAUGGCAAUCUCUCUCUCCUCCUUAUGCACCUGCUAAGGUUAAUAGCUUGUUGUCAUGGUAACCUGAUGUCACUUUGUUUGGGGGGGGUUCUUCCCUGGCCAUAUCUUAAUAUUGACAAUCUCCCUCUGGGAUGGGUGGUUAUUAAAGACACGUGUGUUUUGUAUACACUUCUGAAGCCAGACAUCGAGAGCUUCCAGGUAUCGCUCUUAUUAGUCCAGUAAACUCAGUUUAAAUAUACCAGAUUAAUGGCAAACUAUUGUUAGGAUUUGUAGUCCUCCACCGUGACUGUUGACCGUUAGAGGUGACUCUUUUGUGUUUUACCAAAGGGACAGCCAGGUCUGUCACGACUCCAUCUAGUUCAGGGGGUCAUGUAGGUCACAAAAAAAGGGUUUGUGUGUUAAUGUUGGCGUUUGUGGACGGACCCUUGUCUGUAAUCAGUGAAUCAAUCUCGUGUUCUCAUUACUCAUCACAGUUGCCUUUUGUUGCAUGAUCAUACUUUUUACAUUUCUAGUUGUCGUUGGUGGUGUUACUGUGUAUGAUGUUGAUGUACCUUAUUGUAUUAAUUUGUUUAUGGAAGCCAAAGGUUACUUUUAAUUAUAGCCUGCACAAACGUUGAUUUUUACUUUCUUGCUUUUUUUUUAAACAUGUCUGUUUACACCUGUAUCUGUAAAGAAAAAAAAACCUUGCAUAUAUAAAUACAUAUAUGAUUAAUCUGCCUUGGUGGUUUCAUUUUAAUUGUAGUGGUAUCACUUUAAUCAUGUUUUCUGCUGAUAUAUACGUAUUGAUACCUGACUAAUUGGCUAAUAACAUACAAACAACUCUAUAAUUAAAACAGAACAAACCUUGCUUCUAGAAUAUGAAGCGUGGGCAGGUUGUGGACUUGCUUCAGCUCUGCUGGAACCCUCCCUUUGUGUAGCAGUGGAGCUUGUGUACUGGGGACUGAUUCAUGGAGGAUUAUAGCUGAACCUAGCCACAGAACACAGGAGAUACGUUGAGCGGAGGUAAACAAGGCCCUUAUUAGUCUGUUUGUGGUGUUUCUGAAGAAGAGUGGAGAAAUCUCUCGCUCCCCCUCUUGCUCUCUGUGUAUUGGAUGUGAUAGAAAGCUGUGUGUCAACAGAGCAAGUCAGCAGUUCCACUGGUCCGGUCACCCUGUCUUCCCCGCUCUCCUUCUGCUCUGCCAGUGCUGCUGUUUAUCCUCAUCCUGAUCGGUCUCCGCCUGAAGCAUGCAUCCCGAGCGUCCUCUCCCCCAGGCCAUGCCCUCCUCCCUGGGGCAGAACCUUCGUGACAUGGCCAUGGGCCUGGGCCGAGGCAAGAACCUCCUGGGUGGGAACAUCGCCUAUGGGUUCAUCCGGUCCAUGAAGGAGUGCCUGUACUUCCUUCUCUGCUGCUGGUGCAUCAAAGAGAUCCUGGACUGAGUGACCACAGAAGAUAGGAGAUUAUAUUGUUCAACAAUUUAUUCUCAAACUUUUUGAUUUUGUUACUCUGUAGCCUCCCUGAGCAUACCCUUCUCUACUCUGGAUUGUUUAUUUUACUUUUUAUCGGACAGGAAGGAUAGAGUAAGCAAAACUGAAUGUAAUGAUGCUCCGCGGGAUUCGGGACAACUGGUUGCGUGUUCAUAACCCAACGUAACUCAUGAGGCCAGCGGAGAUAUGUCACUUCAUUGUGAAGCUGGCUCUAAAACCACAAUGAUGAAGACAUAAAUACACUAAAGGCUGAACCAAUAUGAACAAAUUUGAAGAACUGUGAUUAAAUAAUGUUUUCCUUGAUACAAUUAUUGUGUUACUUAUAAUUAUGUAUGUUCUAUUCUAACCGUCUUACCUUAAGACAGUGUUUAAAUUCUACUUCCGAUUGCAAUUUUAUUUUGUAUUUACAGAAUUGUUAUAUUUAUUAAUUUUAGACAUUUCUGUAUAAUAAGGACAAGUAUUUGUAGCAUACGUUACUCGUAUCACUAACUGAUACAUACAACCAAAUCCAAAAUAUGAAUAGUCAUAGUUCUACUCGAACCUGCAUGCCUAUUCUGGUAUAAAGUUUUUCAUAGCGUAAAGUCAAUUAUUGAAUUAGCAUUUGUCACUUUCAUCUGCUAGCGUCAAUCUUUGGAUCCCUUCCAUUUGUUCGAUUUAGCCCCAUGUUGUGAUUGGCUGAGCUGCUCAAUGGUGGGCGGGCUCAAUGUGAACAGUCGAACAACAGGCCAGUAGGAGAACAUAGAAGACAUGUUAUAAGUUCAGUAAAUAGUGGAAAGGACCAAUAUUAAUAGUGUAGGUUUAGAGCUGGUCUACUGGAAGAAGGUAAGAACGGCAUGCAUUUAAAGUUGGUUUACCUUUUGAUUCAAUUCAAGACAGAUUGACAGAAUUUGAGCAAAUAUUUUAAUCGCGCUGUUUGACAGCCUGACAGACUUUUCCUGGUUGCUCAUGUGUUUUCAUGAGACUACUAUAUCCACAGGUAGGCUAUAUAGGAGUAUAGAUGUGUACAUUGAUUGAACCUUGGCCUAUAGGCUUUAACAGUCAAUGGACCGAUAUUUCUUUAGCUAGACCGAUAGUGCUAGAUAAAGAAACUAUCGAGAUGUUUCUGUGGAUACAGUUUAAAAUGAUGCUUCACUUCUCGCUUUGGAUGAUGUAUAGACUAUAUAAUGUAACAUCCUGCAGGACGCUGCAAGAAACAACAUUGCCUAGGUUGCGCAGCAAAUAUUCAUGAUACGAAGGAUGGAAAGUUAUUUGUUGACUCUCGGAGAGGCCAUCACUGAGUUCAAAACGUACAUAACAUUACCAUUUUUGGUAAUUACUCGGUUGUCUUAUUAAUAUAACUGAUAAGCACCCACAACGGGAAGUGGGUAGGACAACUGUUGGCCUAUGUGGACAUAAGUUAUUUCCAAUGAAAAUGGAACAAAUUAUGCAUUGUGAGCAUUAUUAUUAAUUCAUUAUUAGUUAUUACAAUAAAGUUGGACGAUUCAAAAUUGUUAUCAUAAUUUAUUACAAUACCAAUGUCCAGUGUACAGAAAUUGUCUGGAAACUGAAAGAGGGCAAGAUGGCCUCGAUGGAGGUAGGAAUUCGAGAGAGCUCAUGGAAUGGGAAACACUCUUGACUAUCAAAACCUGUGGCGGACCAGCUAUUGCAAAUUAUAUUUUCCUCUUAAAAAUGAUUGAUUGUUUUUUAUAAUCUGACCUUAAACAUCCUUCAAAAACAUGCUGCUGCUUUGUCUUCCCUUGAACAAGAUAGGAUCUGCGUGUGUCUUCAUUCCAGUCAAUCUUCCCCUGGCUAUAUUUAGCGGAUAUCUAUUUAAGCCCAUUCCACUUUAUGCUGCACAAUGCUCUGUUGGCCCAGGGCUCCAUUCUCAAGACGUUCUCAAGGGAGGCACCUGAUUGGAGGACCUAAAUUUCGUCUCUGUGAGAGAAUUGAGUGUUUAAUUUCACAAUAAAAAAAUAAUCUGGUGUAAAACUAACACAACUAACUAGUGUUGCAUGCACAAAAAAAUGUUUUUUUUUGCCACAAAUUACUUAUUUA
Gadus chalcogrammus (walleye pollock) is the source of this 5515-nucleotide messenger RNA. RefSeq names its product lens epithelial protein (gene lenep). The record is from RefSeq and is a predicted model, not a curated record. The coding region runs from base 3242 to 3433 and encodes 63 amino acids. Gene Ontology annotation, biological process: multicellular organism development. Lineage: Eukaryota; Metazoa; Chordata; Actinopteri; Gadiformes; Gadidae. The transcript has 2 exons.